Molecule: messenger RNA, 2755 nt
Organism: Anopheles aquasalis
Lineage: Eukaryota; Metazoa; Arthropoda; Insecta; Diptera; Culicidae
Product: type I BMP receptor saxophone
Biological process (GO): cell surface receptor protein serine/threonine kinase signaling pathway; cellular response to growth factor stimulus; protein phosphorylation
Cellular component (GO): BMP receptor complex; plasma membrane
Molecular function (GO): ATP binding; transmembrane receptor protein serine/threonine kinase activity
Source: RefSeq, a predicted model, not a curated record
GGAGGAGGAGAGCUGGGUAGAAAAAGCAACAAACCACCAACAAGCAUCGAAAACGGAUUCUCGGCGAAAAGAAGGCGAAGAUGGCGUUAGCACGGCUGCUCCUGCUUUUCGUUCUUACGCUAAAUAUCUGCAAAGGUGAUUUCGAUGGCAAGCUGCUGGACGAAACGGACGAUACGGAUAUGGAGAUCGAGCUGGCGCACGUGAACCGUAACGUGCCAGCACCGAAUUCCAUCAUACCACAUCAGCGGUACAAGUGCCUUUCCUGUGAACCUCCAGAUUGCACUACGGUCCACUCGCACCACUGCCAGAGUGCGAUCCAGUGCUGGAAGUCGAGGACGCGUGAUCAGGAAGGUAACGAGAACGUACAGCGCGGUUGCACGACCGAACACGACCAGCUGCCACUGUACUGUAAUCAGAAUCAGAAGACCAAGAACGGAAACAACAGCGGUGGACCGAAGAAACGGCAUGUGAACUCCUCUGGCACGUAUAACAUCGAGUGCUGCACGGGAGAUUACUGUAACGAUGGGGAGUUUCCGGAGUUGCCAUCACUAAACGUCCCCGAAACCGAAGAGCACGAUCCGUUCGCAGGCCGGAUAGCUAUUGCCGUGCUUGUACCGUUCGGAUCGAUCUUGGCCAUUACCGCCGCUGCCGUGUUUUGCUUACGGCGUGCACAUGCAAAGCGUGUGAAUGCAACCCGCACCAAGUACGAUCCGGAAACUUACUACACCAACGAUGAUGUGCUGCGUGCUACGAGUGCUGGUGAUAGUACGUUGAGGGAAUAUCUACAACAUUCGGUAACGUCGGGCUCCGGCAGUGGUCUCCCGCUGCUCAUACAGCGCACGCUGGCCAAACAGGUUUCACUCUGCGAGUGCAUUGGCCGUGGUCGGUAUGGUGAGGUUUGGCGUGGCAUCUGGCACGGGGAAAGUGUUGCAGUUAAGAUUUUCUUUAGUCGCGACGAAGACUCCUGGAAGCGAGAGACGGAGAUUUAUGGCACCGUCCUGUUGCGGCAUGAAAACAUUCUCGGAUACGUCGGCUCGGAUAUGACGUCGAGAAAUUCCUGCACGCAGCUGUGGCUCAUUACGCACUACUUUCCGCAGGGUUCUUUGUACGAUUUCUUGAACCGCACCGCCAUCACCACGCACCAGAUGAUCACGAUUUGCCUGUCGAUUGCCAAUGGGUUGGUACAUCUGCAUACGGAGAUCUUCGGAACUGAGGGUAAACCGGCCAUCGCACAUCGUGAUCUGAAAACGAAGAAUAUUCUCAUCAGAGCGAAUGGUACGUGUGUGAUCGCGGACUUUGGAUUGGCCGUGAUGCACAGCCAGACGACGAACAAAAUCGACAUCGGUAGUACGGCGCGCGUCGGAACGAAACGUUACAUGGCACCGGAAGUGCUGGAUGAAAGCAUCAACAUGGAGUGUUUCGACGCGCUGCGUAAGGCCGAUAUCUACGCGAUUGGGUUGAUCUUCUGGGAGGUGUGCCGCCGCACGAUAUCCUGUGGCAUUGCGGAGGAGUACAAGGUGCCGUAUUACGAUUACGUGUCGUCCGAUCCCAGCUUUGAGGAGAUGCGGAAGGUGGUGUGUGUGGACAACUAUCGACCGUCGGUACAGAACCGUUGGACCUCCGAUCAGAUUCUCGCCGGGAUGUCCAAGUUGAUGCGCGAAUGUUGGCACACGAACUCGAACGUACGGCUACCGGCGUUGCGCAUCAAAAAGACGCUGCUCAAGUUGGCCAGUUCGGAUGAAACGCUUAAAAUCAAUCCAGACGGUGACUUUAUCGUGUGAUCCGGCACCAGUUUUUGUUGCUUUAACGGAGAACCCCUUCGAAUCACACGCUCAUGACCACCCGGUGGCCACGUGUUGAUCCUCCACACCACAACCUAUCCGUUUUUGGCAUCUACAUAUUAGCCCUUAGUAGUAUCGCGAGAUGCCUUACGGGGCUGCUAGGUGGCGAGUACGAGUUUCGCGUCCGAGUAUAGGCACUGAAAUUAAUCGCUCUCCUCCGAUUAAUCUGUUAGAUAUCGUGUUUGGUCAUAGUUUUCUUAUGGCAAAAGUAGUGGUAGGUAGUAGCAGCAGAAGUAGAUUUAACUCCAACCUAUUCCCCUUUUCCAAGGGCUUAAGUUUGGGUAAACGAUAGAGUAUAGUUAUGUUUAUCUCUUUUAAACCAUACGCGAUAUCACGAGCACUGCACACGGCACGGCCGUAUGUAAACCAUCUCGUCGCCAGGUCCGAUCAUGUGAAAGGAUUUCGAAUUUCGUUCUUUUUUCCAAAGAAAAAAGAAAUUCAGCUAGAACAAGCUGUCCAGUCAAUCUGCACCCUCCAGCAGAUUGCAGUGCCUUGGGUAAUUUGAUAACAUUGUAUUUUUUUGUUCUACUUUUAAUUGCCAAUGUGUGCCAUUCAGCUACUGCGCUGUUGUGACUAGCUGAACCGCUCUCGCUCCGCCACCAUGUUCCACUAAACGUGUGCGGAUGAAAACGACGAGUGCUUCUCCGUUCCGCCUAGCGCCUUAUCGUAGAGGAGGCGGUGGGUGUGUUGUAAAUAAGGAAAAAAAACAGAACCUGAUUUAGAGAUUCGCGAAAGUAAAACAUACACUAGGGCGUAUAGUGCGCGCUAGCGUGUUGUUUCGGUUGACUAGAACAUGAGAGGUAUAUUUAUAAGGAGAGGCAGCGAAAGAAAGUGAAUGUCCGUUUUAUUUUCAUUUGAUAGAAUUGUAAAAAAAUGAAACAUCAUAUGAUAAUACAUGAUAUAGUUUAUAGUGA